Cyphellophora europaea CBS 101466 is the source of this 2010-nucleotide messenger RNA. RefSeq lists its product as uncharacterized. The coding region runs from base 1 to 2010 and encodes 669 amino acids. Gene Ontology annotation, molecular function: ATP binding; protein kinase activity. Lineage: Eukaryota; Fungi; Ascomycota; Eurotiomycetes; Chaetothyriales; Cyphellophoraceae. The record is from RefSeq and is a predicted model, not a curated record. The transcript has 4 exons. Gene Ontology annotation, cellular component: nucleus. Gene Ontology annotation, biological process: protein phosphorylation.
AUGUCGACCCCGUCAAUAGCCACCCAGACCUUACCCGCACAUCAUUCACAAUACUCGUACACCCAUCAAAAUCCCUACUCUGCCUCGACUCACUCAUACCCCACUCACAACACUCUGCCUGCGCCCCCAAGGUUGGCACCCAACUACACAGCUUACCCGACACUGAGCCACUACUCGCGUCCACCCGUUUCCCCAGUCUCAUACAAACAGCCAUCGCACGCUUCGUCAAUUGCACCAUCCCAGUCCGCUUCAGACAUGACUUCCUCACGACGAAAACAACCCGACUGGAACGAGUUCUACAAAAAUGGUGUUCCUAAAGAGAUCAUAGUCAUCGACGACGAUGAUUCUACCGAAGAUCAGCAGCCUGUCAGAACAGAGACUGGGCCGAGACAAGACCAGGGCUCAUUCUCCUCUUAUAACGGACGCAAAAGGAAGGUAGAUCAGGGUUACGAGGUCGAGUACAACGACAGUCCCACCUACUCUACGCAUCCAGCAAAGUUUGGUGGCUCCUCAUCUUCGGCUUCAUAUCAUUCUGGAGAUCGAACUGCGUCCCUACAAACGAUCACAGCGCCUACAUCGCUCGAGUCCUACGGUAGCAACGCCGCCAGCAAUUCGUAUGAAGAUGUUAGAGUCGGGCAAAAGCGCAAGCGUGUACAACCUGAACGAACUCAGUCGAGAAAGAAGAAGCAGGAGUCGGUUCCGGAUGCCUUUGCCGACUACAUUCCUCCGUCCAAACCGGUCAAGAAGUCGGCAGAGGUUCCGGUCCCUGUCAUCCGAGACACCAUUUCCAAGCACCAAAAAGUCGACGACGACGACGGCCACUACAUUGUGCAGCCAAAUUCUGUUAUGACGGAACGAUAUGAUAUCAUUAAACUCCUUGGUCAAGGCACCUUUGGUAAGGUUGUGGAAGCUUACGACAAAAGAAAGAAGACAAAAUGCGCGGUGAAGAUCAUUCGAUCCGUGCAGAAGUACCGAGAUGCCUCGAGGAUAGAACUCCGAGUUCUCUCGACCCUGAAGCUUAACGACACCAGCAACCGCAACAAGUGCAUACAUCUGCGCGACUCAUUUGACUUCCGGAACCACAUCUGCAUUGUGACAGACCUGCUUGGACAAAGCGUCUUCGAUUUUCUGAAGGGUAACGGCUUCGUGCCCUUCCCAAGUUCGCAGAUCCAGAACUUUGCUCGCCAGCUAUUCACCAGCGUCGCCUUUCUGCACGAUCUCAACCUGAUCCAUACAGACUUGAAACCCGAGAACAUACUUCUAGUCCAUAACGCUUACCAAACUUUCACCUACAAUCGAACUAUCCCAUCAUCGUCCACCACUACCUCCCGAACAGCUCGACAACGGCGAGUACUUCUCGACAGUGAGAUUCGCCUCAUCGACUUCGGCUCGGCUACUUUUGACGACGAGUAUCACUCUUCCGUUGUUUCGACACGCCACUACCGCGCUCCCGAAAUCAUUCUUAACCUUGGCUGGUCUUUCCCCUGCGAUAUUUGGAGCAUAGGGUGCAUCCUAGUCGAAUUCUUCACAGGUGAUGCUCUCUUCCAAACACACGAUAACCUCGAGCAUCUCGCCAUGAUGGAGCCAGUUUGCGGUAGCAAGAUCGACACCAAACUUGUCAAAGCUGUGUGCUCCGGCGGCAGAGGCGCCAAUGCCAACUCAGCUGCAAAGUUCUUCACCAAGCAGAAAUUGGACUACCCCAACAACGAGACCAGCAAGGCCAGCAAGAAAUAUGUCAAAGCCAUGAAACAACUUCACGAAUUCAUACCAUCCAAUACCGCCUUCAACAAACAGUUCCUCGAUCUGCUCCGGAAGGUUUUCGUCUACGAUCCCAAGCAACGCAUCACGGCUAAGCAGGCGCUGAAGCAUCCGUGGUUCAAAGAGAGCCUGGUCGACGAUGGCACUGAGGCAAUCAGAAUCAGGGAAGAGAGAGCGGCAGAACAACGGCUUGCAAACCUCGCCAACGGCAGGGGCAACGGUGAGCCAGAAGCUAAGAGAAUCCGGGCUUGA